AUGGAUUGUAACUGCGUCUCGGAUCUGCUCUUCACCCCGCCGGUGCCGGCACUCUGGACUCCGGGCUUUGCCUUCCCCGACUGGGCCUACAAGCCCGAGUCGUCCCCGGGCUCCCGGCAGAUCCAGCUGUGGCAUUUCAUCUUGGAGCUGCUCCAAAAGGAGGAGUACCAGGGUGUCAUUGCAUGGCAGGGGGACUACGGCGAGUUUGUCAUCAAGGACCCCGACGAGGUGGCGCGCCUGUGGGGCAUCCGCAAGUGCAAGCCCCACAUGAACUAUGACAAGCUGAGCCGGGCCCUGCGCUAUUACUAUAACAAACGCAUCCUUCACAAGACCAAAGGCAAGAGGUUCACGUACAAGUUCAACUUCAGCAAAGUUGUGUUGGUCAAUUACCCCCUGCUGGACAUGGCUGCUGCCCCUCUGCUGCUCGCCCCAGGGCCCUUUGGAGGGGCAGCAGGGCCCGAUGGGCCCCCCCUCACUCCUGAGACAUUACAGAGCCUGUUUUCCACUCCCCGCCUGGACCCAGGAAGCAGGACGCCCCUGUUUGCCCAACACCUCUCUGCCCCAGACGCGGACAAACUGCGGCUGGAUGGGCCAUUUCCCUUCCUGGGCUCCGGUACUGCUGGCUAUUCGAAACCCCCUGCCCUCCUGAGCCCCUACGGUCGCACCUUCCCUGAGUAUCCCUGGAACUUUAACCCCUACUUGGCGAGCCCCUUCCCCAAGCUGCCCGCCUCCCUGUAUCCCCCACAUUUCUACCCCAAUCCCCUGGCAGGAUCCUUGGGCCAGCUGCCCACAGGGCCUGGGGGAGGGGGCCCCACCACAACACCCCUCCUGGCCAGCCCCACGGCCGAUGGAGCCGGAUCCCAGCGCACAAGCCUGGCCCCAGGUGCCCGUCUGGCCCUGCCCGGGACAGGGGUCCCUGAGGUUCCCUCUCUGGGGCCCAAGGAAGAAAGCGACUCUGAGCUGGAGGUGACCGAUGUCAGCGGCUGCAGCUCGGACAGUGAGGGCGAUGACGGUGCUCCAGGGCCCCCCGAGAGUCAGGGAGGGCGAGGUGGGGCUGGGAGCUGAGGGGCCGGGGAACUAGCAGCACUGGGAACCCUGCCUCCCCCUCCCCUGCCCCUGGGGGCCCAGGGUCUCCUCCCCCAGAUCCGAAGGGGACAUAGUCUCCCCAGGAUUUCCCUCAAAGCCCCCCCUCUCCCUUCCCAGGGUCAAGGAAUGGAUCAGUCAUCCUUUCCAAAUCCCAGGGAGUAUCCUCACACAUCACCCUUCCUUCCCAAUCAGAAGGGGGUAGGGUUUCUCUCCCAGGUAGGGAUCAUCCCUCCUCUCCAAGCUGGUCUCAAACCCCAGGGGGGACGUGGGCAUGGACUUGAGGCCUGUCCCUUCCCCUUUCUGCAUCAGCAAAAUGGAGGGGGGGGCGGUGGAGUCAAUGACCCCCAAGGUCCUUGCAAACCCCUCCUCCCUCUCCUAGAGUCGGGGUCUCCCCCCACA
Messenger RNA from Dromiciops gliroides (monito del monte), 1485 nucleotides. It is a transcript of the gene ERFL, whose product is annotated as ETS repressor factor like. Gene Ontology annotation, molecular function: sequence-specific DNA binding; DNA-binding transcription factor activity, RNA polymerase II-specific. Gene Ontology annotation, biological process: cell differentiation; regulation of transcription by RNA polymerase II. Gene Ontology annotation, cellular component: nucleus. Lineage: Eukaryota; Metazoa; Chordata; Mammalia; Microbiotheria; Microbiotheriidae. The transcript has 5 exons. Bases 1 to 1065 code for a protein of 354 amino acids. The record is from RefSeq and is a predicted model, not a curated record.